Molecule: messenger RNA, 1284 nt
Organism: Metarhizium album ARSEF 1941
Lineage: Eukaryota; Fungi; Ascomycota; Sordariomycetes; Hypocreales; Clavicipitaceae
Exons: 2
Coding region: 1-1284 (427 amino acids)
Source: RefSeq, a predicted model, not a curated record
AUGCCCAAUAAAUCAAUAUACGUGGGAAAGUCAAACGAAUCGAUAAUGCUUGAUAUUGGGGCUCGCAAGACCGAACGCUCUCAUGAGGAGAACCAAGAGCGUGCGUACAUUGCCGCGUCGCGGAGAGCGGAUAGAAGCAUCGAGGCUCGAGUCCAGUCAGCACGCCAGGCAAGUGAAAUCCACAAGAAGCGCACCGGCAAGGGCUUCAAAAUCACCGAGGAAAUCGUCAUCAGGGAGGAAAUGUACGAAGAAGAAGAUGAUGAUUUGCCACGCUCCAUUCAUCUUCUCACCGCCCACAUGCAGACGCCGUCUGCCGACAUGAACGCCAGGCUUGAGAGCUAUCUCGCAAACAAGGUGGCGUUUUCUCAUGCGCUCGCUCAGUCCAACAUGGCUUGGCGAAGUAAUGAUAUCAAUCGGGCAUUUGCCGAGUCCUUCCCGCACGCCAUGCCUCAGAUGGCUCUGCCACAACAACAGCAUGUCCCUCAGCCUCCAGGUUGCCCGCCGCCCGCCAACAUGCCCAACCAAGUCAUGCAUCAACAUCCUGAAUGCUACUCUCCGGCAGCUUACUCCCCUUCGGGCUACUCUCCCACAAACUACUCUCCGGCGUACUCGCCCGCGCCCUUCUCCCCAGGCGCGCAGCCUUCGAUGCCCUCGGCGCCGCCGACGACCGGGCCGGGGCCGCUGCCGCAGUCUUCGCUUCCCUUUGUAUCAACGCUCUCAUACCCGAAUCCAAGAAACGGCAACCGGAGGCGUUCGCGAGCAUCUGCAUCGCCAAAUGGAAAACGACGAUGUGGUGGACACAAGUCACCACCUGCGCCGGGGAGAAGGGCAAAGCUGUCGCUCCCAGCGACGCCCACCACAGCGACCACCCCCAGUCUAGACGGCAACUUGGCUGCGGAUACACCCAGUGACUCGUUUGAGCCAACCGCGGUCCCUGCUGACGCGUCUGCGUUUACGACAGAGCUGCCUGCAGAGGCGCGUAUGAUUUUGGACGGGGUUGGUGCUGACGAUGUCUUGUGCCAGACGCUGGCCAGCCAAGAACUGUUCCACGGUCACGGCGACUUUGCCCAGCAAUGGAUGGAUCCGUCCGCCUUGUGCGACCCGUCGAGCCUGCCGCGAGGCCCUCAGAUGGGGGUGCUGGAUCCUGGGUUGGUGCCAAAUCUCUACGGGGCUGGCCCGACGGACCACAUGGCGUCCAAGUGUGCCAUGCCUACGCCCACUGACGAUGAGUCCUGGAGUGCAUUCAUCAACGAAAACAUUUGGACCACGGAUCAAAACCAGUAA